ACCAGAAUGACAAAAGACAAAACUGGUAAAAGAAAAAGAAACGUAUUAGCAUAAUAAGCUGCUGAGUUCUGUUAAAGAAGGGCUUUUUCUUUUUUUUCUUUUUUAAUAUUUUUUUUAAGUUUAAAUAAUAAUUAUUAGUAUUCUUAUUUCUUGGAGAGAAAGUUUCGCUGUCUUCUUGUUUCAGACUCAGAUAUUGGGAUUUUGCCUCAGAUCAGAGAAAAAAAAAAAAGGGUGUGAUUCGAAUAUCGCAAAUCCUUAAUUGGUGGCGUUCAUGACCCAAUUGGGUUUCGCUCCCUUCUUCUCAACAACCCCAUCUCUGUAAAUUUCGAGUUUAUUUUUGAGGUUCAAGUAGUUGUAGAUCCAUUUCUGUGCGGAUAUUGACGAAGAUAUACCAUAAAGCAACUGCUGAUGACUGUCAAUUCUUCCCACAUGAAUUCAACCAUUUCAACGUCUCGAGGAAUACUUCCACCAACAAGGGUUGUCUCUUAUGAAUCCCCAGAAGCUGGGUCUUCUGCUUCUUUUAGCCAGCUUGAACCAGAUAUGAAUAAGGAUGAUGAAACAGAGUUACUUUCAGUCUCGUGGAAUCAGGAUUACGGUUGCUUUGCUGCAGGGACAAGCUCUGGAUUUCGUAUCUAUAACUGUGAUCCUUUCAAGGAAACUUUCAGACGUGAUUUGAAGAGUGGAGGAUUUAAAAUUGUUGAGAUGCUAUUUCGUUGCAACAUCCUUGCACUUGUUGGUGGAGGAGCUAAUUCCCAGUAUCCACCAAACAAAGUUAUGAUUUGGGAUGAUCAUCAGAGCCGCUGCAUUAGUGAAUUCUCAUUUAGGUCUGAGGUUCGUGCAGUGAAGUUAAGACGUGAUCGUCUUGUUGUUGUUCUUGAACAUAAGAUAUAUGUUUACAAUUUUACGGAUCUGAAGCUGCUUCAUCAGAUUGAGACUCUGGCAAAUCCUAGGGGAUUAUGCUGUCUUUCACACCAUUUAAAUACAUCUGUUUUGGCGUGCCCAGGACUUCAACGAGGACAGGUUCGAAUUGAACACUUUGGGUUGAAUAUGACAAAGUUCAUUAAUGCUCAUGAUUCUCACAUUGCUUGCUUCACCUUAACAAUGGAUGGUCUGCUUCUUGCAACUGCUAGUAACAAGGGCACUUUGAUAAGAAUCUUCAACACAAUGGAUGGGACUCGCCUACAAGAGGUACGUAGAGGGGUGGAGAAAGCUGAAAUUUAUAGUAUUGUGCUCUCUUCCAAUGCUCAGUGGUUGGCAGCAUCAAGUGACAAAGGUACAGUGCAUAUAUUCAGCCUCAGAGUUAGAGUGGUUGGGGAGGAUGCAUAUGAUAAUUCAAGUGCUGCUCAUGGGCAAGCGUUGUUUCACCAGAAUUCAUCAACUUCUGUAGAUGCUCUUAUUUCUCCAAAUACUGGUGCCAAUCCUAGUUCAUCAUUGUCUUUUAUGAGAGGGGUUUUACCAAAAUAUUUCAGCUCUGAAUGGUCAUUUGCUCAGUUCCACUUGCCAGAAAACACUCGAUUCAUUGUAGCAUUUGGAUCUCAGAACACUGUCAUCAUUGUUGGCAUGGAUGGGAGUUUCUACAGAUGCAGUUUUGAUCCAGUGCAAGGAGGGGAGAUGGUACAGCGGGAAUACGUACGCUUCCUGAAAACAGAUAUUCGGCCAAGAUAGUCUGUUCUUUAUUUCUUAAUAACUGUGUUAGUUGUGUAUAUAGGAUUUCCUGAACAUAUCUCUCUGUAAAUAUUUAAAUUCUACACGGUUAUUUCUUACUAAAUGUUAUAUGAUAUUGUGAUGGGAUAGCUGCAUAAAUGGCAAUUAAUUUUCUGAGUAA
Ziziphus jujuba (common jujube) is the source of this 1825-nucleotide messenger RNA. RefSeq names its product autophagy-related protein 18c. Lineage: Eukaryota; Viridiplantae; Streptophyta; Magnoliopsida; Rosales; Rhamnaceae. Gene Ontology annotation, biological process: protein lipidation; autophagy of mitochondrion; protein localization to phagophore assembly site. The coding region runs from base 409 to 1665 and encodes 418 amino acids. The transcript is spliced from 6 exons. Gene Ontology annotation, cellular component: cytosol; extrinsic component of membrane; phagophore assembly site membrane. The record is from RefSeq and is a predicted model, not a curated record. Gene Ontology annotation, molecular function: protein binding; phosphatidylinositol-3,5-bisphosphate binding; phosphatidylinositol-3-phosphate binding.